CAUCGGUUUGUCAAACGAAUGGUUAUAUAGAAUUUUGGUUCUUUUGAUUAUAUAGUUGAAUAAGACCGUUUCAAGCUUUAAUGUUAUUCAGUUGAGUGUUGAGUGUUGGGUGAACUUGCAGUGUAGAAUCUAAGAAUCGCAAAUUUUCGAACGAAACGUAUCAAGCCUGUUGUUUUACCAAGGAUGAGACUGUAAAAGUCAGUAGUGCUACUGCCGAUUGAUAAUGUCUGUUCACUACAAGUUUAAAUCCGCUUUGGAAUAUGAUACAAUCACCUUUGAUGGUCUUCACAUAUCGGUCAAAGAUUUGAAAAAUGCUAUUAUCCAACAGAAGAGAAUUGGAAAGUCAACAGAUUUUGAUUUACAAGUCACAAAUGCCCAAACCAAAGAAGUUUACACGGAUGAGAAUGUUCUUAUCCCGAAAAAUACAUCACUAUUGAUUGCAAGGAUUCCUAAUGCAACUCAGUCAAAACCCAAGCAAUGGGAAGGUUAUGGAGGUGAUUCUUCACCUACUCUCAAAUCUGAUGAUGGUGGUCCAAUUGCCAAAGCAACAGAUUUAUCCAGCUUGGAUGCACCCGAAGAUGAUAAAAUUAAAGCAAUGAUGUCUCAGUCAACUCAGGAUUAUGAUCCUAGCAAUUAUCAAAAAAUCCGUGGAUCGAACCAGAUGGGAGCUGUUCCUCCAACAUACAGAUGUUAUAAAUGCCACCAAACUGGCCACUGGAUAAAGGAUUGCACCUUUGGACAAGGAGCUGAUGCUGUUGAAAUCAAGAAGAGCACAGGAAUACCCCAAAGCUUCAUGGUGCCUGUCGAAGGCCCCCAGGUGCCUGGUGCCAUGAUGACGCCGAACGGUUCGUUUGCCGUGCCUGUCUUAGAUCAUCAGGCGUACAACUUCAAGCCAGUUCCUGCUCCAAUCGUGCAAGAGCUCAAACCUGACAUUCCUGAAGACUUGGUUUGUUCUAUCUGCACCGAUCUUCUAGCUGAUGCUGUUAUGAUACCUUGCUGCGGCAAUUCGUUUUGUGAUGAGUGUAUCAGAUUUUUCUUACUGGAAUCCGAAGAUCACGAGUGCCCUGAUUGUCACGAGAAGGAUAUAUCGCCUGGGACCCUCAUCCCAAACAGAUUUCUGCGAAAAUCUGUUGCAAAUUUCAAAAAUACGACAGGUUACAUAAAGAAACCUAUCUUUCGACCACCGCCAAAAGAAGUACCAAUUCCGAAAAAGGAGGCUGUCGAAGAUCACAAAACCGAAAUGGAAAAAAACGAAAAGACUGUUAUCAGCGAGGCAGAUUCAACGGAACCAGUGAAAAAUAAACCGGUAGAAAAGAAGGAGGAAAAACCUGGGAAGACGGAGCUCGAGCCACAAAAGGAUGGCCCUCCUGGUGUUUCUCCAGUAGAGUCACCUGUUGGCUCUCAAAUCAAAAGAUUAGACGGAACCAGCAGGGACGUUAAUGGGAAUGGCAAGAAACGCAGCGAUUAUUCCCCAAAACAGAAAACAUCUCAUGGUUCGGGCUCCCAAUAUGAAAGAGAGCGGAAUAGUGAAGAUAGAGCAGGCACUCCUACAAUAGAUGAACCCGGUGUUAGUUCCAAUAAUUAUCAAUACAACAGUGAAAAUCCCCAAACGUCAAUUAGUAACAUAAUGCCUAUUACUGGUGUCCAGGGUCCACCUCCAAACGUUCCACUCACAUAUCCCCCUGGUCAGCAGCCAAUCAGCACCUACCCACCCACAACGGGACCUCCACCUAAUUUCGGGCUACCUCCGCCCAAUAAUGUCCCAUACAUGCCACCAGGGCCAUACGCCAAUCCCCCCAGACCGAUAUUCGAUCCUUCUAGGCCUCCUAUGACAGGACCGCCUCCCUUCAAUCCGCCAUUUCAGUCGAGGCCCCCACACCAUAGAGAUUACGAUAGAGGGAUGAGGAACAGAACACCCCCAGGUAUAAUCGAUGACACUCUGGCAGCUUUCAACAGAAUACUCAGAGAAAAAGACGAACGGGAAAGGAGAGCUAAGCAAAGAUUACAGAGGCGAACAUACAGUAGAAGUAGAAGCAGGAGCAGAAGCUACAGCCCAAGAUCUCCAAGGAGAAUGAGAAGUCGCUCACCACGAAGACGCAGCAGAUCGCGAUCUUUCUCCCUUAGCAGGUCUAGAUCUCGAUCGUACUCCGUCAGCAUAAGGGGUUCACCGCCCCCUUACAGGGAGAGGGAUAGGGACUAUUCGCCGAGGCAUUCGCCUAGACGCGGACCACCUCCCGCUAGGUACAGGUCUCCGGUUAGGUCGCCUCCAAGACGAUACAAAGAUUCACAUCCGCCAGAAAGAAGGGAGCGCGAUGAUUAUGAGAGGGAGUAUCGCAGAGAUGAUCGAGAUUAUACUAGAGAUCACCCGCCAAGGCGAGAAAGGGAGCACGACAGGACCGACAGGGAAUACCGAGGCACUUUUGACAGUUUCGAAGAUAGAUAUCGCGCGCCUAAAGGUCAGUGGAAUACUCAUUCCAUGGGCAUGAGGGCGCCACCGGAAGCCUAUUACAACCCACCACCGCCAGAGAUCGUUCAGAGCGCCUUCCAGCAACCACCAAACAGGUAUAAUCCAAGGGACUAUCCUCCACCAUACAUGGGUAAGCCAGAUGCGAUGAUACCAAUUCAUCCCAUACCACCCAGAAAAUAUGAUGACGUGGCCCCGCCAGGUGUUGAAGAGCCCCCUGUACCAGGAUUAGAAAAUUCACCCAGAACGGAAGAUAAGUUCAGUAAAGUGGAACCACCUGCUGAUGUCAAGGAGGAAAAGAGAACAAGAAGCUAUAAGGACUCAGAUAAAUCGCAUAGAAGCGACAGAGAGAAAGACAGGGAAAGGGAAAAGCACAGGAGUGACCGAGACAGAGAUACAAAGAGAGACAGCAGAAAAGAAAGAGAUAGUGAUCGUAAAAAGAGAUCUAACAGAAGUACAACUCCGCAGAAAAAAAGAAGUCACUCACGCGAGAGAGAUACGCCCGAAAAGAGACGAAGGAAAUAUGAUGGUUCUUCCGAUAGAGAAAAGUCUGAUAAGGAAAAGAAAAGAGAUUAUUCUGAUGAAGAUAAGUCGAGAAAAUCUAAAGACAAAAAGAAGAAGAGGGAGAAGGAGAAGAAAGAAAAAGAUAAGAAAAAACGUGAUAAGAAAGAAAAGCAUAAAGAGAAGGAUAAAGAUAAAAAAGUUAAAGAAGAAAUUAAGGAUAAGGAACAAAGUACCGAAGGGCAGAAAAGUGAACCUUGUCCUACCGAAGAAAUUCCAGCAAAGAGAUUCAAAAGCGAUUCGCCGAAGAUGUCUCCUGAAAAAGCUGAUAAUCAAUCUAAGCCUGGUCUUUAUGAUGAUGUGAUCGAAGAUAAUAUUGAACAAGAAAUUAAAGAAAACUUCGAGGAGAAACCAACAUCGAAUACACCGGAACAUCAUUCCAAUUACACUAGUCAGAAGGAAGAAACUAACGAAAUUGAGGAAGGCGAAUUGGAGAGGUCGAGGGAAUACGAAGAUUCUGAAAAGGAUAUUUUGGAGCUUCAUUCCAACGAUAUAGAUUUGAAGACGGAACUGGAGAGCAGGAACGAAAUGCUUGCUCCCCUCCCUGAGAAGUCCAAAUGGGAGGAUGACGAUGAUAAUAUGGGCGAAUUGAGUCCGAGCGAGUUGAAAGGAGAUUCCAAAAAUUCUAAAUCUGGUACAGUUAGCAGCGAGGUGUUGAAAAGGGCAGAAAACGCUAUAUUCGCCAAAGCUAUAAACGCUAUAAGGCCGAUUGAAAUAAAGAAGAUCAGCGCAGAUAGAGCAAAGUUCUAUUCUGGAGAAAGGAAUGAGGACGAGGUGAAACCAGUGACAGUACAAAGCGUUGCUAUCGAGAAGAAAACUGAGAAGAAAGUCGAAUCCAGUAACCCCCCUAAGCUCUCUGUGAAAGACAGACUGGGAAUAAAAGUUAAUGAACCCGAUCCUGUCUUGAGAGUAAACAGUGUUUCUCCGUUCAGUAGGAGGCUUGCUGAAAGAAACUACGGAUACGGAGAAAGGAAAGGGGAAGAAGACAGAAAAAGGGAUGACCGACACAAAAGAGAGGUUAGGAGUAGAGACCGCAGGGAUAGAGAUGACAAAGAUAGCAGACGUGACAGAGGAGACUCUCAUAGACAUAAGGAAGUUCACAGAAGGGACGAUAAAAGGAAUCGAUCAAGAAGUAAAACGAAAACGAAAGAAGCAGAAAAAACUGACAAGAAAAGAAGGUCAAGGUCGCGAAGUGAAAGUGAAGAUCGUAAAGACAAAAAGAGGAAGAAGGAAAAGAAACAGAGAGAAAAGAGUAGGAAGAAGGAUGAUAAAGAAGAGAAGGGAAAAGAGGAGAAGCAAGAAGUACCCAAAACCGCCACUGAAAAGCGGAAACCAACUCUUGACGAAGCUACCUUUGAACCUGAUUAUGACUUGGAAAGUGAAGCUGAGGAUAAAAAAGGUGAUUCCUCCAGUUCUGAUUCCGACUCGAGCUCCAGUUCAGAAGAGGAAAGGCGGAGAAAGAGGCGGAAGAAGCAUAGGAAAAAGAAAUAUAGAAAAGAUUCCAGUUCUAGCAGUUCUGAUUCAGAUAGUGAUUCAAGUGAAGAAGAACGUGAAAGGAAAAGGAAGAAACAUAAAAAGAAUAAGAAGAAGAGAAAGAAGUCAAAAAAUAAGUAAUAUGAUUAGUGAGUUGAAUAUGCUUUCAAUUUAUUCAUAUGUGUUCUAAAUGUAUAGGUUAUGAUUUAUUUUGUAAAUAAGAAAGAAGGAAUUUGGUGUUGCUUAUGUAGAAUAUACUUUCUGUAUGCUUAAAAGCCUGAAUAAAUAUUUAAAAGUU
Molecule: messenger RNA, 4796 nt
Organism: Coccinella septempunctata (seven-spotted ladybird)
Lineage: Eukaryota; Metazoa; Arthropoda; Insecta; Coleoptera; Coccinellidae
Gene: snama
Product: E3 ubiquitin-protein ligase RBBP6
Exons: 14
Coding region: 224-4639 (1471 amino acids)
Biological process (GO): mRNA processing; ubiquitin-dependent protein catabolic process; protein ubiquitination
Cellular component (GO): nucleus
Molecular function (GO): zinc ion binding; ubiquitin protein ligase activity; nucleic acid binding
Source: RefSeq, a predicted model, not a curated record